CCUGUUCUCCCAAGCCCCCGCCGUGGGAGCGCCGCGACCCCUUCCCGGCGCUCCUCGCGCCGUGCGCAGAGCGCCCUCGCGGUGACCCGCUGUGCGUGGGGUCAAGGCGCGGGGCGGAGCGGCUGGGCGGGCGCCAUGCGGAGGGGUGAUCGCAGAGCCGCCGGGGGACCGCGGCCGGGGUCCCCUGUGCCGUCUGGCAAGGCCUCGCUGGAGGAGCCGCCCGACGGCGCGCCCGCCGGCCGAGCAAGCGGGUCGGGCGCGGGCCGCCGCAGCACGGAGUCCGAGGUCUACGACGACGGCACCAACACCUUUUUCUGGCGGGCCCACACCCUCACUGUGCUCUUCAUCCUCACCUGCGUGCUCGGCUACGUGACCCUGCUGGAGGAGACGCCUCGGGACACGGCCUAUAACACCAAGAGAGGUAUUGUGGCCAGUAUUUUGGUUUUCUUAUGUUUUGGAGUCACACAAGCUAAAGACGGGCCAUUUUCCAGACCUCAUCCAGCUUACUGGAGGUUCUGGCUCUGCGUCAGUGUGGUCUACGAGCUGUUUCUCAUCUUCAUACUCUUCCAGACUGUCCAGGAUGGCCGCCAGUUCCUGAAGUAUGUGGACCCCAGGCUGGGAGUCCCGCUGCCGGAGAGAGACUACGGGGGAAACUGCCUCAUCUAUGAUGCAGACAACGAGAGCGACCCCUUCCACAACGUCUGGGACAAGCUGGACGGCUUUGUGCCUGCGCACUUUCUUGGCUGGUACCUGAAGACCCUGAUGAUCCGUGACUGGUGGAUGUGCACUAUCGUGAGCGUGAUGUUCGAGUUUCUCGAGUACAGCCUGGAGCACCAGCUGCCCAAUUUCAGCGAGUGCUGGUGGGAUCACUGGAUCAUGGAUGUGCUCGUUUGCAAUGGGCUGGGCAUCUACUGCGGCAUGAAGACUCUUGAGUGGCUGUCUCUGAAGACAUACAAGUGGCAGGGUCUCUGGAACAUUCCCACCUACAAGGGCAAGAUGAAGAGGAUCGCCUUCCAGUUCACGCCCUACAGCUGGGUCCGCUUCGAGUGGAAGCCUGCCUCCAGCCUGCGCCGCUGGCUGGCCGUGUGCGGCAUCAUCCUGGUGUUUCUGUUGGCAGAACUGAACACGUUCUACCUGAAAUUCGUGCUGUGGAUGCCCCCCGAGCACUACCUGGUCCUCCUGCGGCUGGUCUUCUUCGUGAAUGUGGGCGGCGUGGCCAUGCGGGAGAUCUACGACUUCAUGGAUGACCCGAAGCCCCACAAGAAGCUCGGCCAGCAGGCCUGGCUGGUGGCAGCCAUCACGGUCACAGAGCUGCUCAUCGUCGUGAAGUACGACCCGCAUACGCUCACGCUGUCCCUGCCCUUCUACAUCUCCCAGUGCUGGACGCUCGGCUCUGUGCUCGUGCUCACCUGGACCAUCUGGCGCUUCUUCUUGCGGGACAUCACCCUGAGGUACAAGGAGACUCGACGGCAGAAGCAGCAGAGCAGGGGUGACCAGGACAAAGCUGUGGGCAACGCGGACGGACACCUGCCUGGGCCGGAAGACCCCCCAGGGCCUGCGGAGCCUGAGAGGGAGGGGGUGCCGGUCCCAAACUGAUGCACUUCACGACUGCCCAGAGAGCCCGGGCCUGCUGGAACCUCCUGACAGGCUUCAGCCCUCGUAGUUUUAUUUUCCCUUUCUCCCAUGCACAUGGCUGGGCUCUGUGGGGUGCAGGUGGCCUCUGACCGAGGCACGUGUGUACGUGUGUGUGCGUGUGUGUGUGUGGUGUGCCCACAUGUGCUCCUCGGGCUCCUCAGCCUGACCGGUGUGGCUGGUCUCACUCUGGGCAGCCGGACCCCUCCCCUCAAUGCACCGUCAGCCGGCCCAGGCCCAGCAGAGGCAUCAUGAUGCCUUUCUCUGCUCCCCGGGCCCCCGGCCACUCGGAAGGCCUGACUGCACCUCACUGGAUCCCCAUCAGCUCCCUGACGGCACGUGUGAGGGAUGACCGUCCAACACCACCCUGAGAUGGCUGAGAAGGGGCGGGUCAAAUAGGCAGUCCUGAGCCGUGUCCUAGGGAGGCUUCCUCUGGCACAACAAACCUGGGGGUGUGAACGGGGCCAGAGGUCACUGGACUGGCCCCCUGAGGAACAUGGAGUCAGAAACUCAAAGGCCCUGUGCCUGAGGUCGGGAGGAGGGGCAGAGGGUCCUCUUCAAGAGCGAACUGAGCAAGUAAAGCAGUGCUGAAGGUCCUGAGCGGCUCCCAGCCCGUCUGUCAUGUGCCCGGCGCAGGGGCUGCCCUGGCAGCGGGCAGGGGCUGCUUGGCCUGGGCCCACGUGCACAGGGCCGGCCCCUGGGAGCCUCUUCUGGUGGGGGUGGUGGAGGCCGCGCAGCGUGCCUGGUGAAGACCUGACAAGAAGGACAAGCACUCCUGCCAAAAAAGUGCUUUAAUAAAAUGUCUAAACCUUU
Hyaena hyaena (striped hyena) is the source of this 2445-nucleotide messenger RNA. It is a transcript of the gene PTDSS2, whose product is annotated as phosphatidylserine synthase 2. The coding region runs from base 136 to 1596 and encodes 486 amino acids. NCBI's taxonomy places the organism in Eukaryota, Metazoa, Chordata, Mammalia, Carnivora, Hyaenidae. Gene Ontology annotation, biological process: phosphatidylserine biosynthetic process. The record is from RefSeq and is a predicted model, not a curated record. Gene Ontology annotation, molecular function: L-serine-phosphatidylethanolamine phosphatidyltransferase activity. The transcript is spliced from 12 exons.